AUGUUUCCCAAGACGAGUAUUCGGACUCUCGUGAUUUUCCAAGGGAUCGUGCAAUGUUUCGCGUUGGGAAGUUUUCCCACUCCGUUCGGCGUCGACAUCGUCCCCCACAGCGGCCACAUUUGCGCACUCGGCGAUGUGAAUGGUGAUCGAAACACGGAUUUGCUCAUCUUCCGCGAAUCAAUCGAUGAGGCAAAGAAGGGAACGAUGGAGUUGGCUUGGGUGACACAAGAUGAAAAAGGAUCUUUCUGGAACCACACGAGCACGAUUCCGCUCACUAAAUACGACAAAGGAAACCCUCCGAGAUGCGCGGUUGGUGAUUUUGAUGCUGAAAGCUCAUUGGAUUUGCUGAUCACCGAGAAAAAAGGCGAUGGAAGCUACCAAAUCGACAAGUUGAUGCUGUGGCAGUAUGAGAACGGAGAUUUCCUCUUCAGGGAAGCAAAUUUAUGCAGCUUUGCGACGACGACGUUUAUCGAGGAGCCGAAUUUCAUCGACAUCAAUGGUGAUGGGCAAGCAGAUAUUAUUGGUGUCACAAAGGACAUGAAGCUGUACUGCAAAUUGGGAACAUCUAUGCUUCACCCGGCAAAGGAGUGUCUACCCGAUUUAGAACCAUUCAGUUGCGACCAUCUUUUUGACAACUGGGAUCUAAAUUUUGCGGAUAAAAUGCCUUUCUUUGGUGCUCCAUGGAUGUUUGUGGAUAUCGACGGUGAUCUGUCAUCUGAAUUGAUUGUGCCUUCACUAUCGAAAAACGAUAAAAGCUUGGUGUUUGAUGUGUGGAGUCGCCCCAAAAUCCAUCCCGGUGAAGGAAAAGAAAAUUCACGCUGGGCGAUGAAUGAGUUUGUGCAGAUUCCAAGUUUGCCGUCAACGAGUCACCACGGUGCUCCUUUUGUUGCCGAUUUCAAUGGAAAUGGAAGAAUGGAAAUUGCCGUGCCCACAUGCAGUGAGGAGAGGUGCGAAACGGUGACGGCUUUAUCACUUUUGGAGAUUGUGGGUGAUUGCGUGGAUCAUUGUGUGAAGCCGGCUUGGGAACAGGCCUCGAUCGACAUAAGUGGAAUGAAAAUUGUCUUAUCGGAGGGCUCAAAAGUUUUGUUUCGAGUCGGUGAUUUCAAUCUCGAUGGAUUUCCCGAUCUCGUCGCUACCUUUAAAGAACCGAACGCCGAAAAGACUUUUACAAAAGUUGUUGUCAAUGACGAAUGCCCAGAUUGCCCGCAGAAUCGAACGCGGAAGUUCCAGUUCAAAAAGAUGAGCCUCGUUGAACCAUGGGAGGCAGCACUGGGAAGGGUGACGUUGAGCACUUUCUUUGAUUUGAAAGAAGAUGGAAAUCUGGAUAUUCUUGUGGAAUAUCACUACAGCAACAAGCGUCGAUUCAGCUUCAUUCCAUCAACCGAGAAGGAUGACACCACUUUCCUUAAAGUUCAAACUUACACAAACGUGUGUGAUGGGAAAGGAUGUCGAAAGGGUUCUUCACAAAAUGAUAUCGGAUCGGGCAUCACUUGGCCAGGCGUUUGUAUGCGAUUCGAGAUGACCGAUUCGUGGACAAACGGUAAAAAGGAGGGAAUCUCUUGCCAACUCCCAUCAACCACCCAUCGAUCGUUGUCCACUCCAUAUGCACUCUUUGGACUUGGUCGAAGUCCGAAUUUUGUCGACAAAAUCUACAUUGGCGCUCCGCGAUUUGUUGAUGGAAAAGGUCAAACAGGAUCGUUUCCACAAUUGGUGCCAAAUUCUCGAAUCAUCGUCAUUCCACCAAAAGGCGGUCUCGGAUCGUGGACCCAUCGAUUGUUCGUCACUCCAUCACAGUUGAUCAUUCAAUCGUUGAUUGUUUUGGCAUCGGUGUGCCUCUUAUUGUUGUUGGUGGUAAUCAUUUUGCACAUUCGCGAACGCAAAGAGGAUCGACUGGAACGAUUGGCGCAAUCGCAUCGUUUCCAUUUUGAUGCAAUG
Mesorhabditis belari is the source of this 1935-nucleotide messenger RNA. Lineage: Eukaryota; Metazoa; Nematoda; Chromadorea; Rhabditida; Rhabditidae. The record is from the annotation of a GenBank genome assembly.